Ascochyta rabiei is the source of this 405-nucleotide messenger RNA. RefSeq lists its product as uncharacterized. Bases 1 to 405 code for a protein of 134 amino acids. The record is from RefSeq and is a predicted model, not a curated record. The transcript has 2 exons. Lineage: Eukaryota; Fungi; Ascomycota; Dothideomycetes; Pleosporales; Didymellaceae.
AUGUUUGUGCCAAUGCCCCCACGCCCAGCGGAUGUCUACACCAUACGAAUCGCAGACCACGAAGCGCAGACCAGCCUUUCAAUGUCUCUACGAAAACUCGUUACAGCCGCUGGUGGGACGUUCAUGAUCAGCUUGAUGGAGGGGCCGGGCUUCAUUUUCAGAAUGCCUACCACUGCGCCCUGCCCACUCACAUCGUUCAUUCACGGGGGCCUCCUGGAGGAAGGUUGCAUACAUGUCAGCAAGAUGAGGCUUGGUGAAGAAAAGGAGCCGAAGAAAAAGGAUGGUGGACUGUCGGCUGAGGAAGAAUCGAGUGACGCUGAGUCCGUGGAGGAGGAGGAUGUGGGUCAUCCGGGCUUGAGGAUGCAGUGGAAUUGGACUGAGCUGAACAAAGACAGGGCAAACUGA